This is a messenger RNA of Ectocarpus siliculosus, 2582 nucleotides long. The record is from the annotation of a GenBank genome assembly. Lineage: Eukaryota; Phaeophyceae; Ectocarpales; Ectocarpaceae.
AUGUCACCGGCUGCGCUCGCUCAGCGCAGCGAACCCUCCGCUCCUCUCUCGCAGCAGCAGCUGGUGCUAGACCUGCCACAAUCGCCAAGAAAGAGGCAGAAAGCCUUCUCGACAAUGGUGGUGAAUUCCGUCAAGGCCGGCGACGCGGACAGGGCGUUGCUGCUCUACGGGAAAGCGGCAGAGGUUGGGUGCAUGAUCUCCGAGACAGUCUUCAACGCCGUCCUUAGCGUCUCUAAUGGCGUGCGCGUUCUAUCGGACAUGGUGGAGGCCGGGAUAAAGCCUCGCGAGAACCAUUACGCCUUCCUCCUCAGAGAGGCCGCGUCGAGGGGUGCCUUCGAGGAGGCGUUUUCGCAGGUCCGAGAGAUGGUCGACGGGGGCGUAAGGCCCCGUUUGAGGACGUACUCGCCUCUUCUCAAGGGGCUGUGCCACAAGCCGGACAUGACGUUGGCCUCAGAAGUCUGGUCGCACAUGACGGCGCAUGGCGUGCAGCCUACACCAGAAGAGCAUAUAGACAUGAUCAAAGGUUGGGCGGCGGCUGGGGAGCUCCGGCCGCGAGUGGCGGAUGGGUCGGUAGAGCGGUGCUUGCAACAGCUGGCCGGUAUGGAUUUCGAGCUCAUACCUUGCCGUGAUGCUGGUGCAGCCGCAUCUUGCGACGAUCAUGUGUCUGGCAGCAGCGCGGGUAGCGGUGACCACCACCUCCAGACCCUUCUCUCCGCGUUCAACGCCGACUCCAACUUCGUCUCCAGCGAGAGCGACGUCCAGACGUAUUUUUCAUCACCCCCCCGGGUCGCCAGCGUCUCCUCGGCGUCCCUCGCCUCGGGGGGCGUGUGCGACUGCUGCGGGGCCGCUCUCAAGGUGGUAGGGCUAGACCCCGAGGCGCGCGCGCGCGUCCGCUCGGCCUUGGUGAAGCUUGCGUCGGAGACGGCGUAUCCCACGCCGCCACCGCCACCGGCGCUACCGCUGCCGCCCAAGAGGAGGCAGAGCUCUAGGCUUGACUACGCGUAUGCAGGAGAGGGUCAGGGGGAAAUGGACCGACGGGGGCUGGGGGAGGCAAUGGGCGACCUGGAGCGGUUUGCCGCCUGGCUGGAGGAGAGAAGAAGAGAAGGCGUACACUUUACGACCGUCGUGGACGGCUGCAACGUCGCCUACUACGGCCAGAAUAAGGAGGGGGGGAAGUUCGAGAUCUCACAGGUAGACCUGAUGGCGAGGCAGCUCGAGCGGGACGGGGAGCGGGUGCUGGUGAUCUUGCCGGAGAGGUACUUGCGGCCGUGCGUGCCCAACUCCGCCCGGUCAAGACGGGGCAAGAACCCUUCGUCAGCGUUGAGCGACGAAGAUUUGGAGACGAUCGACCGGUGGCGGCGGCGUCAGAUGCUCUACAGCUGCGCAAACGGCACGGACGACGACCUUUUUUGGAUGUAUUUCACGGUCAGCUCUGACGCCACUGCCAUCGAAGGCGAGGAAGAGGUCACCAACGGUGAUGGAGGCGCCGGCUUACGCGAAAAUCGGCAGGGGUACAAGCCAUCCAAUAGUAACGGUGUAGAUGGGAUAUACGUAGGACGGCAAGAGGCUACGCCACGGGGGGGCUUCGCUGGUGGUGAUGAUGACGAGACGAGGCUAGGCGGCACCGGGGAGGGCGUUGGCCAGGGGGGGGAGCGCGCAAGAACAAGGACGGGGGUCAGUAGUUCGGGAGACGGUUUGGCGGGGCGAUUGACCGUGGUGAGCAAUGACGAGAUGAGGAACCACAGGAUGGCCCUACUCGAGCCGGUUCCGUUCAAGCGGUGGAGGAAAUCGCAGGUGCGUGGUUUCCACUUCCCGGCGAUUUUACCAAACGAUGGCUCCCGCGGCUCGAGCGCGUCAUCAACCGGGAGCAGCAAGAGUAGUGUGGAUGAGGAGAAGGGGGAAAAUACUUCGGAACGAGGGAGACAUAGACCUCCCGAGCAAGGGUCUUCACCACCACUUCCAAUCGUUUGCCCGUCUCCGGCCUUCACGAGGGACAUGCAGGUGCUCAACAAGCACGCGUGGCACAUCCCCAUCGGGGAAGGACAAGACGGAGAGCCGGGCACCAAGUGGCUGUGCAUCAACCUUGCCGCUCUCGUAGAGGAGGAAGAGGACGGCCAGACGGCAGAGCAGCGACCGAGCGAGGUUAUUCCGAGACGAAAAUACCGCAGCUGACGCGGGAUGGUGUACAGAACUAAGGUCAUGACUGUUUUGUUUUUUGUGUCAAGACUAAAUACGUGCACGGAGGUGCGAACGAGAGGGCUCCUCGUCGGAGGACGCUUCCUAACCAAUGAUUUACGCACCGACGUCAUUUGCAGCAAGCACGUACGCUCCGUAUUUGCGGUUGGGGCAUGAGUUGACCACUUAGACUUACGCUUUUUCUCGUCGUAUGGGAAAAGUCCGUAUUUACCCGUUGGUUUCACAACCCUGAAGGGCGGAAGAGAACGCGGGGGAGCCCUCCGCGAACAGCUUUACAACGUACCAAAACUUGUUUUAGGCGCAAGACCUACCUGGUAGUGUUGUUGGCCGGAUUUGCAUGCGUGUUCUUAGCUUUGCACAAAGAUGAUACCCAGGAGCAGCACCUG